AUGUUGGUUCAGAUUCUCGGGGUGAAGGAAAGCAGGGAUUUGGAGCAAGGGUUUGGUGUUCUCAUGCAGAAUCUACUGUCUGGCGGGCUGGAGAAGGCGCAUGCAGAGAGGAAGGGGAGAGCAGGCAGGGGAGUUGCGGGAGGAAGCAAGGGUAAACGGCAGAUGGAGAAUGAUGGGAACUCGGAAGGGUCAUGGGAAAGCAUGGAAGGUGGUGGUAAGGAUGGUAGGGAUGGGAAGGGUGGGCAGUGGAGGGAGAAUCUGAAGGGGCGUGCGUGGGAGAGGUAUGUGGAUGGCAUGGCUUGGAUUCUGGAGCAUGGAGGGGGGGGAGGGAGGGAGUUCAGGUGCAGCCACUGCAGUGAGGGGGGCAGCAGCAGUGGUGCCAGCAGCAGCAGCAAUCUCGAAGGCACGGAAAUUCCCAAGGGCAUGUAUGUGAGUGGCAUGGGUGCGACUGACUUUGCUCUCUGCGUUGCUGCAGUGCUGUCCUCGCCACAGUACCGUAGGGAGACCGAUCUCUACCUCCAGGAUGGGAACACUGCGAGGAAGACAUGGGUGGAGGAUGCAGCUAUUGAAACGGCCAGGGAGAGGCUGAGACGGAGGGCGCAGGGUGAAGGAGGGGCAGCAGGCAGAGUGAUUGCAGUCUUCACGUAUCGUGCUGCCUGCAUUCUGCAGUGGGCCCGCACCUAUGGGUCUGAAAUCGUCCCCGCUAGCCAGUGCUGCAAGGACAGCCCCCAGGGGAGGGUCCGGCCCAUGCGUCACCCGCUUCGGGACCUUCCGAGCCUGCUGGUCCGGCUCGGCGCCAUUCCCAAGCCUGUGGACCAAAGCAACUUCCCCUGGGAGUGGGAGGAGUGGCCUCGGGGCGAUGAAGCUGCUGCGAAGCUUCCUGAUGAUCCGAGUGCGAAAUUCUUUCGGCUGGGAAUUGUGGAGGAAGCGAGUGGGACAGCAGAGGAGCAUGGGGCAGGAGAGAAGGGCGGACAGGGGUCAAAAUCAGGAGGCAAGACUGGGACUGCAAAGGGGGAGGGAGGAGACAAAGGGAGGGACAAGCGGGAGGGAAGGAGCAGAGGGCAUGGGGAAGAAGAGAGAAUUCGAGGAGUGGAGUGUGACUUAGACGAGAGGCUGCUGCAGCAGCUGCUCACAAAGCUGCUGCCGCUAGUGCAGAGGAAAUACCCCAUCGUUCGCUGCACUGCUGAUGCCGAUUUCCUAGUGGAGUUUGCCGGGCAUCUGGUCAAGCCACCUGCUUGCGCUCAGUGCAAGCCCUGCCUUGCUGUCUACAGCUGUAGCAUUCCCUUCCUCACGCUCAUCGCCAACUACGCCUACCGACCUGCCUCCAUCCUUUUCAACCGCUUUGUAUCCAUCUUCCCGCCUCUCUCUCCUGAAUUCGACCGGGUUGCUGCUCGUAUGGGUGUGCCGCCUUUCCCUGCCAGCGUGCCUGGCUUUCUACGGUCGGCUCUGCUACAGAAUCGGGCAGAGCUCGAUCCUGUGCUCUUCCUCUUGGCCGUGGCUCCAAAAUGGGCCGCCCCCGUUCUGGGAAUCACCGACCGGAAGGACCUACACAGGUUGCGAGACGGAGAGGAAGCGGACGGGAGGGUGUGGGAGGAGGUGCAGAUGUGGUGGCUGGCGGUGGAGUUUGCAUGGCAGGGCGACGUGAAGCGCGAGGGCGAGGCACUGCGUGACACGUGCCAGGGAGGAAAGGAGCGGGCCGGAAGGGAUGGAGCGCAGGGAGGGGAGAUUACGAGCGACAAGUGGCGUGAGCUGUGGAAAAGGGCUGCCAUGCCCAGGUUCUGUGAAGACAUUAACAGUGAGAAAAGGCUUUCUGAAAUUAUCAGUGAAAGCAGCAAUCUCAGCGACAUCUUCGGAAGCAGCAGCUAUAGUCACGGAAAUGACAGUGACAGUGGGGGUCGACGGACGAAAGGGGGUGAUGGGAAGGGCAAGCAGGGGGGGGAGCUGGCUUAUUUGAAGCCAUGGCCGGGGGGAGUCAAUUUGCUGGCAUGUCUGCGAGAGAUGCUGCUGGGGGAGCCGUGCUACCGCCCUGCCUCCCCUGCUGCCCCUUCCACCCCUGCUGCCUCUUCCGCACCUGUUUCCUCGUCCGCUUGUGCUGCCGCUGCUGCCCCUUUCUCCCAUGCUGCUCCAUCCACCAGUGCCACACCGAAGCAUGCAAGUGCACCCAUUUCGGUCGCAGGUGGCUCUGGUCCUGCUGCCAGUGGUGGGGAGCGUGUGUGCGGUGCUGUGGGGUGUGGGAUGGUGGGGGGUGGUGGCGGUGUGAAGCUGAAGAACUGCUCUGGGUGUGGCAGGGUGGCGUAUUGCAGCAGAGAGUGCCAAAAGGCGCACUGGCCCUCCCACAAGCUCACAUGCCCCGGCAGGAGCAGCGGGAAGAAGAGUGGGAUGACCAGUGGCAAGGUGGGUGGCAAUGUGAGUGGCAACAUGUGUGGCAAUGUGAGUGGCAACAUGUGUGGCAAUGUGAGUGGCAGCAUGUGUGGCAAUGUGAGUGGCAACAUGUGUGGCAAUGUGAGUGGCAGCAUGUGUGGCAAUGUGAGUGUCAAGGUGAGUGGCAAGGUGAGAGAGUAA
Molecule: messenger RNA, 2562 nt
Organism: Closterium sp. Naga37s-1
Lineage: Eukaryota; Viridiplantae; Streptophyta; Zygnematophyceae; Desmidiales; Closteriaceae
Source: the annotation of a GenBank genome assembly